CAUCCUCCAGCCAAGAUAGAUAAAGCUAAUUUAUUUUCUCAUCUAAAAAUGGCUUCAUCUCAAGUUGGUGAUAUGGUGAAUGGCAACGCCGAGCGUACUCGCCACUUGGCCAAAUUUCCCCCUAGUUUAUGGGGUGAUAGGUUCACUUCAUUCACUUUAGAUAAACAGCUAUGGGACAAGUAUGGUAAUGAGAUUGAAGUAUUGAAAGAACAAGUGAGGAGCAUGGUAGUAGCCGGUGGACGUAAAGCAGCAGAACAAAUGAAUUUGAUCAACGUGCUCGAACGCCUUGGUGUGUCGUAUCACUUCGAGAAAGAGAUUGAAGAGCAGUUGGAGCAAUUGUUUGCUAAGUUUGAAGACAAUGAGGACUAUGAUUUGUUCAACAUUGCACUACACUUUCGCAUAUUCAGACAACAUGGCUAUAAAAUGUCAUGUGAUGUGUUCAACAAAUUUAGAGACAGUAAUGGUGAAUUCAAGGAAACGGUGAGCAAUGAUGUACAGGGUAUGUUAAGCUUAUAUGAAGCUACAUAUUUGAAGAUCCGUGGAGAAGGUUUUCUAGAUGAGGCUCAUGCUUUCACAAUAGCCCAACUUGAGUCUCUGGUGGGAGGGCCACAUUUAAGCUCUGAUCUUUCUGAACAAGUGAUGCAUGCCCUCAAGCAGUCAAUCCACAGGGGCUUUCCAAGACUAGAGGCAAAGCAUUUCAUCUCUUUCUAUGAAAAAGAUGCUUCUAGGAAUGAAACUCUAUUGAGGCUUGCAAAGUUAGAUUUCAAUCAGUUACAGUUGUCCCAUAGGGAAGAAUUGUGCCACAUCUUUAGGUGGUGGAAAGAGUUGGAUUUAACAUCGAAAGUUCCAUAUGCGAGGGAUAGAGCAGUGGAGUGCUUUUUUUGGACCCCUAACGCUUAUUACGAACCUCAACACUCUGUUGGACGUGCAGUGCUCACCAAAAUUAUGCUUUUGUUAUCCGUUACCGAUGAUACUUAUGAUGCAUAUGGUACCUAUGAUGAACUCAAACUUUACACUAAUGCAGUCCAAAGGUACAAUUUUCUAUACCAAUCAAUUUAUUUAUCUUGGUUUUACUUGACGAAAAUAGGUAGAUUGGUUCGAGUAUCGCGAUAUGCACGCUUCGUACCAAAUUGUGGCAAGCUUCAAAUUAGGACACUUUUGGACUAUUUCUUUAGUAGCAGUGGAGACGCGGGCUUGACAGACAGCAGCAGAAAUAUCACCAUGGCAGAGGAAGAUGACGUAGGCUAUGUCGAGGGGGUUGAGGCUAGCGGUGAAGUUGGAGAAGCCAUUGGUGGUGGUGGUGGUGGAAUUAGAGGAGAGAACAGAUAA
Molecule: messenger RNA, 1329 nt
Organism: Camellia sinensis
Lineage: Eukaryota; Viridiplantae; Streptophyta; Magnoliopsida; Ericales; Theaceae
Source: RefSeq, a predicted model, not a curated record